This is a messenger RNA of Cucumis melo (muskmelon), 976 nucleotides long. Its product is annotated as SAP-like protein BP-73. Bases 1 to 825 code for a protein of 274 amino acids. Gene Ontology annotation, biological process: DNA-templated transcription termination. The transcript has 4 exons. The record is from RefSeq and is a predicted model, not a curated record. NCBI's taxonomy places the organism in Eukaryota, Viridiplantae, Streptophyta, Magnoliopsida, Cucurbitales, Cucurbitaceae.
AUGGAUAGUGAGAUGUCCACGUGGGAACACGAUCUUCAGAAGCUAAAUGGCCCAUCAGGAAAAUCAGAUGGAAGCAGUAGUUUUCCUGCCUCGUAUUCAAAUCCGCUUUCCCAAUUUAAUCUCUUUGAGAAGAAGACCCACGUUCGCUUCGAAAGCUUGUUAAAUUUGGCAGACAUUGCAGAUGUUUACCCCAGUAAGAACAUUCAACUAUCUGUUUCGAACAAUAGGCCAGAUGGGAAUGCCAGAAAUCGACCUCCUCGUAGAAACUCUUUGCCAGGGAAAACGAGGAAGAGUGAAUCUUCUUCGAGGAAAAAAGAAGCCCCCAAGAAUGAGGAAAACAUAAAAAAAUCAAAACCCAAUGACCAGGAGGAAAUAAUUGCUCUGUUCAGAAAGAUUCAGGCUUCUAUUGCUAAGGAAUCGGCAAGCUCCAUUGAUGAAGAAUCCCACAAGGAUGAACAUGGAGCCACGUCUAUUCUAGAGACCCUUCGUGAACCAAGAAAGCAGUUAAAAGGCAAAACUUCAAAGAAGGCAGGAGCUAAAGUGUUCAGGAGUAAAGGCACGUCUGAAGAGAAGGAAAUGCAUGAUCCUUCACCGCCACCAGCUGCAGAUUUCAAGUUGGUUCGACCACCCUCUAAAUUUGUGAAGAGAUCACCAAUCCCUCCUAAAGUUGAUGCAUCUCAGGCCAUAGCUGAAAGCAGAGAGUUGAAGUUCCCAAGUAUAGAGAAUAUGAAACUUGCCGAGCUAAAAGCACUAGCAAAAUCUAGAGGAAUUAAGGGUUACUCCAAAUUGAAGAGAAAUGAGCUCAUGGAAAUCCUGAGAUCCUAAAUCACGUCACCGCAUUUUGAGGAGAAACCAUCGAUCUCCUCUAUUUUCAUUUUUUUUCUUUUUCCUUUGGUGUUCCUCUUUCUACUUGUUUCACAUGUUUUUAAUAACAAAAUUGCAAGCUGGUCUUCUAGUGGAUCAUAACAUUCAAAAA